ACUAGAGUCAUCACAUUCCCAAGCUGCAAUCCAAACCUCCAUGGCGCAAGCUGUAUCUCACUACCGCAGGGAAAACGCCCGUACUCAGGAGCAGGGAGACCAUCUGCCAUUCCUCCAGAUCACAGCAGGCCUUUGAAGAUGAUGGUGGCAGCAGAGGAGGAAAAGGAGGAGGAGUCAGCACAAAGGAGGAUGAUGAAGCCCCAGAGCCAGCCCGAGCAGCGCAGCUCCGCGGGGAUACCUCCACGGGACGAUCCGCAGCAGACGCCGCGCCAGCGGCCGCCUUUGCCUCCGACGGUCCCGGAGAAGAAAGACGUGGAGCUCAUCCUGGUCAAAGAGCAGAACGGCGUGCAGUACACCAGCACCAAUCUCCUGGAGAGGGGUAGCACCCCCAUCUACACCCUGGCCGAUGGCUCGCCCGUCCCGGAACGGGAGACCUGGGGCAAGAAGAUCGACUUCCUCCUCUCGGUCAUUGGGUUUUCCGUGGAUCUGGCCAACGUGUGGCGAUUCCCCUACCUCUGCUACAAGAACGGAGGAGGUGCUUUCCUCAUCCCUUAUAUCCUCUUCCUCAUUAUUGCUGGAAUGCCUUUAUUCUAUAUGGAACUCGCUUUGGGCCAGUAUAACAGAGAAGGGGCUGCAACCGUAUGGAAAAUCUGUCCACUUUUUAAAGGUGUAGGCUAUGCUGUGAUCCUCAUAGCCCUCUAUGUUGGUUUCUACUACAAUGUGAUCAUUGCUUGGUCUUUGUACUACCUGUUUUCAUCAUUCACCCUGGGGGAACUCCCAUGGACCAAGUGUGGCAAUCCCUGGAACAGCCCCAACUGCACCAAUCCCAGGAACGGAUCAUCCUUUGUCACAGGCACCUCCUACACCAAGUACAAGAUCACUCCUGCAGCUGAAUUUUAUGAACGACGGGUGUUGCAGCUGAACCAAAGCCGUGGGAUUCAAGACGUCGGACUGCCCCAAUGGCAGCUCACACUGUGUCUCUUGGUAGUGGUGAUUGUUCUUUUCUUUAGCCUGUGGAAAGGUGUGAAGACAUCUGGAAAGGUUGUAUGGAUAACAGCCACGUUGCCUUAUGUCGUCUUAUCUGUACUGUUAAUCCAUGGGCUGACAUUGCCUGGUGCCUAUGACGGAAUCAAAGAGUACCUCAAUAUUGAUUUCAGAAGAUUGAAAGAAGCCACCGUAUGGAUUGAUGCAGCCACCCAAAUUUUUUACUCCUUAGGAGCCGGGUUUGGGGUCUUGAUAGCUUUUGCCAGCUACAAUAAGUUUGACAACAACUGUUACAGGGACGCCUUGAUGACCAGUACGAUCAACUGUGUCACCAGUUUCAUCUCAGGAUUUGCGAUUUUUUCUAUUUUGGGCUACAUGGCUCAUGAAUACAAAGUCGGCAUCCAGGAUGUGGCCACUGAAGGACCCGGAUUAGUUUUCAUCCUUUAUCCAGAAGCUAUUUCAACGCUUAACGGAUCAACGUUUUGGGCUAUAGUAUUUUUCAUAAUGCUGCUCACACUGGGCAUUGACAGCUCUAUGGGUGGCAUGGAAGCGGUCAUCACCGGCUUAGCAGACGAUUUCCAGAUCCUCAAAAGGCGUAGGAAGCUUUUCACAUUCUGUGUCUCCUUCAGCACCUUCCUGCUCGCUCUUUUCUGCAUAACAAACGGUGGAAUCUAUGUACUUACCCUGCUAGAUACAUUUGCUGCCGGGACGUCCAUCUUGUUUGCUGUUUUAAUGGAAGCCAUCGGCGUUUCCUGGUUUUAUGGUGUGGACAGAUUUAGUGAAGACAUCCAACGAAUGAUGGGCUUCAAGCCAGGCCUCUACUGGAGACUGUGCUGGAAAUUUGUGAGCCCUGCUUUUUUAUUGUUUGUGGUAAUAGUCAGUGUAAUAAAUUUCAAGCCUCUGACUUACGAUGAGUACGUCUUCCCAUCUUGGGCCAAUUCUGUCGGAUGGGGGGUGGCAUCGUCAUCCAUGGUCCUUGUACCUGCGUACAUUCUGUAUAAAUUACUGAAGGCACGAGGGACCUUUAAGCAAAGACUAGCUUAUUGCAUCACUCCCGAGAAUGAACAUCAUCUUGUACAAGACGGGAAUGUGAGACAAUUUAAGCUCCAACAUUGGCUGUCUAUAUGAUGACUGAGCAAGUUGAAGGGGAAAGCCAGUACUUUAUAAAGCUAACUUGGAACUACCUGAGAAGUCACCGCUGAAGUUCUCAACCAUGCCUGAUCCUUGUCGGUUGGCUGGCUAGCUGGCUGGCUGGCUGGCACAGAAGAUCUUCUCCAGAUUUCUUUGUGUGACAACUCAUCUUCCACUCUUCUUCACUCCCAGUUGAUCGGUUCCUUUGAAUAAACUUCCCAAAUAGUGUUUAUUUUUAUUUUAAUGUGGUUCGCAGCAUGUGCUGGCCUUGAUCCUUACCAAUAAGGAUCCUCUUUGCUAGUCAAAAAAGAAAAGUUUGGUGAAGAAUAAUCAGUGUUUAGUUGAUAUCUGUUUCAUGUGGGGCAGAUACAUCAACUUUUAAACUUUUUUUAAAGACAUGGUAUACAUUACAGAAAAAUCUGUGGGCAUUAGAUAGCUGUGAAAGAGUUGACCCUUCUCAGUUGGAUCCUCAACAGGAUUCACAAAAUCUUGUGACCAAGAUUCGGUGGUGAACUCAUGGGAUCAUAGAAUUAGAGGCCACCCACUCUUCUCCCCCUUUGAAGCAGGGAUAUUAAUGACUACUUGAAAAAUUUCUCAGCUAUUUUCCUAGUUUCUCCAUGCUAAGACUGUUUGCCAAGGCUCCCCCCUGCUUUAGUGACAUUUCCCAGCUUCCUAGAAAAAUCAGAUCACAAUCUAAUUUCCCUCCCCCUUUUUAACAAUUAUUUUUGCCUAUUGUUCUGCACAGGAAACAACCGAAUCCUAGACAGCUGGAUGCCUUUUGCAGGUUAAUUCUGCACAUGAAAGAUGCCAGCCUGAAUAGAAUUUGUAAUAAAUGUGCACAGCUUGAUGUUUCUCUUGCCCUUUUUGUGCAAAUCCUGUGUAGGAAAGAUUCCAUUCUGCACAGGAAUUGUAAUAAUCCUGUGCCGUUGAAUGUUUCUUGCACAAAAAGCAGACCAUGGGAUUUCUUGGAGGGAAAACAUCACGAAGAUGAAUCUCCUUUGAGGAGAAAAGGACUGUUUCCUCUAUUCCAUGUUGAGACGUUGAUGUUGCAGGAUUUACAUCCCUUGAUGUAGGACAUUUAAACCUUGUCCCUUCUCAACAGAUGUUCCGACCUAUAGGGAUGUAACUGCUCCCUUGUCUCAUCCUUGCGCACAAGUACAAAGAAGUGCAAAAUUCUUCCCCUCGCUGGCGAGGGUGCUGAGAAAUUUCCUGGCACUCUUGGUAGACUUCUCACAUUGUCAGAAAAAGAUCUUGCUAAUUUUGUGAAUUGCUGCCCCCUCCCUUUAUGCACAAGACAGCAGACUUGUAUGAUUUCAGAUUCCUUUCAUGAUUUGAAGCACUAGAUGGGUUUUUUGCAUCUUUCUUGGCAAAUCACCCAGUAUUCCUGUGCUUUGCAUU
Molecule: messenger RNA, 3513 nt
Organism: Pogona vitticeps (central bearded dragon)
Lineage: Eukaryota; Metazoa; Chordata; Lepidosauria; Squamata; Agamidae
Source: RefSeq, a predicted model, not a curated record